GUCAAACUGUGGACUUACAAGGUAACAUGAGGAAGUAGAAGUCAUUCUAACAGAAAGACAGGACACUUUUUAGUCUUCCUCUUCUCACUCACCAACAUGGCUGCUCAUCUCAGCGCUCUUCUCAUCUUCGCUGGACUCACAGGAAUUCACAGCGUUACGACCGUCAGUAAAGUGUCAGUGAAGACUGGAGGCUCCAUCUCUGUCCCAUGUUUCUAUGAGUCUAAAUACAUAAACCAUGCGAAAUACUUGUGUGAAGGAUAUGCAUGGAGUUCCUGCUCCUACAGAGUUAAAACCAACGAACCAAGACGUUCAGGACGUUUUUCAAUCUCUGAUGACAAUCAGCAAAGAAUCUUCACUGUGACUAUUGAUCGUGUGACUCUUUUUGAUUCUUAUUACUGGUGUAAUGUGGAGAUAAACCAUGGGCCAGAUGAUGGGAAACAAUUUCAGCUUUCAGUCACUAGAGGUCGGCCCCUGCUCUCCGUGGAUCAUCAGAAGGUUACAGGAUUUAUCGGAGGAGAUGUUGCUAUCCGCUUUACCCAUACUAUCAGAGGAGCAAUUCAGUGGUGCAGACUGGGAGGGUCCUGUGUAAAGGAGCCACACGGAUCAAUAAGUACAAGUAACCCUGACGUUUUCACUGUGACUCUGAGGGGACUGAGGGCAGGAAGCAGCGGCUGGUAUUACGGCGCCAAAGGAGAAGUACAGAUGCCUGUGCAUGUUACUGUUACUGAGAGACCGAUCACCGCCACAGUAACAACCACAAAAAUAACAACACAGUUAAUGACCAUUUCUCUCCAACCUGUGAAUCACACAUCAGCCUCUCCAAAUAACACGUCUAAGGAGCAAUCAAAAAGGGGUCCUGAUCACCUACUGCGUUUCAUUAUUCCUGCGAGUGUACUCAUCGUCAUUGUGUUAGUGGCCUUGAUCUUCUGGUGUGUUCUGAGACAACACAAGCUGAAAAAAGCACAAUCAUCAGCUGCAGCAAAGGCUGAAGAGGAAGUAACAUACAGUGUUGUUUCACACAGGAGACCAAAGAUGAAGAAGCAGGAUCUGGCACAAGAUGAGGAUGUUACGUACAGCACAUUAGCUCAACAUUAAAUGUAAUCACUGUGAUAGCUUCAUAUUAAUAGAAGUGACA
Messenger RNA from Labrus mixtus (cuckoo wrasse), 1135 nucleotides. RefSeq lists its product as uncharacterized. NCBI's taxonomy places the organism in Eukaryota, Metazoa, Chordata, Actinopteri, Labriformes, Labridae. The transcript has 8 exons. The record is from RefSeq and is a predicted model, not a curated record. Bases 97 to 1095 code for a protein of 332 amino acids.